AGCUAUUUCCCCUUUCUUCUCCAAAUCAACCGAGAACCCUUCUCCGCCUUAGCCGUCUUCUCGUCCUCCUUUCCCGCCCGCCUAAGAUUUCCUCCCCGCCGUCGCCUCGCCGUUCUCUCCCUAUUUCGCCUUCGUCGCCGUUCUCCUGUUCGCAGCGUUGUUUCUGACCUCCUAUCCGCCGUCGAUCUCCGCCGUCGCCGUCUCGUGUCGUCCUCCUCAUCUCUGCAACGUAGCAAUGCCUGCAAAUAUGGUCUCACGAGCCUCUCUCAUUCAAUCCAAACCCUCCCUGUCCUUCAACACACAGAACAGUCUUAAUCUCCCUCAGUCCUCUGUGUCAUCAAAUGUCGGUUUUGUUGGCACCAGGAGAAAUGGGUUAGCCAUCAGAUGUUCGGUGGCGUUCCCUGAAGCUGCUUCAAGAUUUGUCGAUUCAAGUAGGAAGGGGACUAAAAGCCCUGUCGAAAUUAUGACAGUUUCACUUAUAAUCUUUGCCAGGAAAAUUUCGUUUCUUAGUAAGUAUAUGGCAGAGCUGGGAUGCGAAUUUGAGGUUUAUCGGAAUGACGAAUUAACUGUGGAGGAGUUGAAAAGGUAUACAUUUUAUGUUUGUAAUAUGAUCAUAUAUCUUGUGAGAUGUGAAUCUCCAAGGAUUCUGGAAUAUGUUUGCAAGACGGUUUUGGAGCUCGGACCAAUCGUACCCUUGUUUUGUGUGUGUAUGGGUUUACAGUGCUUUGGCGAGGCAUUUGGUGGGAAGAUUGUGCGUUCUCCCUUCGGGUCCAUGCAUGGGAAAAGCUCCCCGGUGUACUAUGACGAGAAAGGCAAAGGCUUGUUUACUGGGUUGCCAAAGCAUGGGGUGCAGUUUCAUCCAGAGAGCAUCAUAACCUCAGAAGGCAAGAUCAUCGUUCAGAAUUUUCUCAAGAUGAUAGAGGAGAAGGAAGCUGAGUCAACAAACUAG
Linum tenue is the source of this 949-nucleotide messenger RNA. The record is from the annotation of a GenBank genome assembly. Lineage: Eukaryota; Viridiplantae; Streptophyta; Magnoliopsida; Malpighiales; Linaceae.